AUGAUGGUGCGCACUCACCCGGAAAAGUUUGGUGUGACGAAAGUUAUCACGAGGACCCACUCGAGUGAUAAGAUGAGUGCGCUGAACAACAAAAAAGAUCUGAAGCGCCAUUCCGUCGGUGGAUACGCUUUCAACAUGGACUCCCCUGAAGAUCGAGCCGCCACGAAAAUUCAGGCUGAAAUUCGCGGUUUCCUCGCUAGAAAGCAUGUAGAAAAGAUGAAGAAAGAGGAUACAGAAGCGGCUACCAAAAUCCAAGCUCAUAUCAGGGGAUUCUUGACGCGAAAACAUUUGGACGAACAAGGCCUUCUAUCUCCUACACGUUCAAGGAGCCCCCUUCAUACGCCUGAUUCCGAUGAGAAUCAUAAUUGA
Messenger RNA from Cooperia oncophora, 369 nucleotides. The record is from the annotation of a GenBank genome assembly. Lineage: Eukaryota; Metazoa; Nematoda; Chromadorea; Rhabditida; Trichostrongylidae.